UUGUGUUUGUCACCGAUACCGUUUAUCGAACAUUCAUAGAUACCGUGCAUGUUCAAAGAUCAUCGAUCGUAUCAAUGUACGAGGUGAGAUAAUAAAUGCAGCCUUUUUCAAUUUUUUCUACGAUAUUUUUAUUAUCAUAGAUAGCGUUACGAGAUAACGAACAAUUCUCACGACCAAGGAAACAGAUUCAAAGAAUUCUGACCGAUAGUAAAGCAAUUGGUUGUAAUGCAUACAUUAUGCUGAUUGCUAAUGCAUUUGUAACAAUCGAAUUCUUGAAAUAUACAGAAAACGAACGUCUAAUCAACACACAUGGAUCAUUUAUGUUUCUGUAUGAUCAGCGCUUGUUCCAACCAGAUUUAUACUAUCUAUGGAAUAAAAUAAUUAAUGUAGUCUUCGUACGUCGAUAUAAUGCAUAUAAACACCGUUCUGGUGGCAAAACAUUUGAAAAAAACAUCGAUCUGUACACUGUCUACUUUCCUUCAAGAGGUAGGAGACACUCUUCUAUUAAAUAUCUAGACACUUGGUACCAUAAUAAAUUGCGUUAUGGUGUGAAUCAUUUUACAAAAACAACUUUAAAUCUGCAGAAGAGACACCUGAGAGUUGCUGUUUUUGAGCACAUUCCAUCGGUAACAAAAAAAUCGAGAACUUAUUAUAAUAAAAGGCCAAACGGUAAUACAGAAGCUUUAGGAAUAGAAUUUGAAUUAAUACAGACUAUAUCAAAAGCUAUGAAUUUCAAACCAGAAUACUAUAUGCCUCGCAACAUUACGAUCGAGAGAUGGGGAACAUCCGAUGGGGCUAAUGAAACCACAGGCCUUAUAAAUGAAGCCAUGCAAAGAAAAGCUGCAUUUUAUUUGGGCGAUUUGCAUUAUACGUUACAUCAUUUAAAUUAUUUUGAUUUGAGUAUUCCAUAUAAUACAGAAUGCCUCACUUUUCUAACACCAGAAUCUUUAACAGAAAAUUCAUGGAAACUUUUAAUACUUCCUUUUAAGCUUUAUACCUGGAUCGUGCUACUUUUAACUUUAGUCUUGGGAGGUAUCGCAUUUCAUGUCAUAUCAGUAUCUUACAGAAGACACAUAAGUUUAUACAAAAAUCAGAUGCAUAUUCAAAUUGCGACCAUGGAUAAAGAAGUAGAUGGUUUAUAUUUGUUUACUGAAAUACAGAACAGUCUAUUAUAUACUUAUGGUAUGCUGCUACAAGUUUCAUUACCAAAUUUGCCCAAUCCAUGGGCUUUAAGAGUAUUUAUUGGAUCAUGGUGGAUUUAUAGCAUUCUAGUCGCAGUUGCCUAUCGAGGUAGCAUGACUGCAACUCUUGCUAAUCCAUUUGCCAGAAUUACUAUUGACUCGUUAGCACAAUUAGCCAAGAGUUCUAUAGAAGUUGGAGGUUGGAAUAAAGAAGAUAAAGAGUUUUUCUUGAUAUCAUCAGAUUCCAAUAGCCAAGAAAUUGGUAAGAAGUUCCGAUUGAUCGUAAACGAAGAAGAAGCUAUUGAAAGAGUAGCGAAUGGAUCUUUUUGUUACUAUGAAAAUUCUUACUUCCUUCGCAAUGCUCGUGUUAAAAAGCAAGUAUGCGAUAAAGAACAAAUGAGCAAAGGAAUCUCAAAAGAUAUAGCAUCGAAGCACAAUUUGCAUAUAAUGGAAGAGUGUGCAGUAAAUAUGCCCAUAGCGCUUGGUAUGGAGAAAAAUUCACCAUUGAAACCACGUGUUAAUACUUUGAUAAGACGCAUUAUAGAAACUGGAUUAGUUGAAAAAUGGUUGAGCGAUGUUAUGGAGUGGUCGAAAAUCACAGAAAUACGACAAGAAACUGAAUCUGAAAAGGCAGUUGUUAAUCUUCAUAAAUUACAAGGUGCUUUUAUUGCUAUUACAAUUGGUUAUUGUUUAGCUUUCAUGGUAUUAAUAGGAGAAAUUUUAUAUUGGAAGUAUGUUACUUUGAAAGAUCCAGAAUUUGAUAAGUAUCAUCUGGAUACAUUUUACAGUACUUCUAAUAAUGUUAAAAUAUAAAUAAUCGAUUUGACUACGAAUUUAAACGAAAAGAGCAAUAUUGUUCUCAUUUACAAUCAUUUAUUUCUAACCAUUUGUAACAUAUGCAUAUGUAUGUCAAUGUAAGUGACGUUUGGUUACAGACGUAUCGGUAGUUAAUAUAGUAUAUAUUAUAGAAAAUAAUGUAUACACGUAUACGUAAACAUAGACGAAUUAAUGAAUGAUAUAGAAUAUAAUAAAACGAUGAGACGUACCAUAAGUAAAAAUAGAGAGUUUAAAUAAAUUCUUUUCCAGUUUUUUCGCACACAAUCGUUAGGUCACUGCUUCGUAUUCAUUUCACUGCUUUCUCUCUCUUUCUUGUAAUAUUAUCUUCACCGCUAUACACGUCAUUGUAGUAUACAUACUUAUUUCUUUUCAUCCUAGUGUACUUAGCAAGUGUAAUUUUGUACAUAUGUAAAAUCUUGCUGCAUAUUUCAUGAUAAAAUCUUCCAAGGAUACUAAUGAUGAACCAACAUUGAAUUCAAUGGAAGAUGUUUAUAAAGAAUGUAAUCUGUUCGCACACAAUGUCCAGUUAUGCCUUCCGAUUAUACUGGAUCAUCGAUAGAACGCAUCUUUGGAACAACAGUAAAUCCUUUGGUGUUAAAGCUCAACAAAUUAUAUAACACAACAAGUGAUUUGUACGAAAAUGGAAAACAUGUCAGUUGAUUCUGAGACUCGAGCAUCACCACCAUUAAUAAUAAUAACAUUAAAUGUACGGACCUCAUUAAAUUCUAAAUCUCAACAAAAUGAAAUAGGUCACGGUAUUAAUAUCAGAAUCUGAAUCAGUAUAAUAUAAUUCUAAUUUCUCUUCUUCA
This is a messenger RNA of Megalopta genalis, 2827 nucleotides long. The record is from RefSeq and is a predicted model, not a curated record. Lineage: Eukaryota; Metazoa; Arthropoda; Insecta; Hymenoptera; Halictidae.